GCCUCCUCCCUUCGCGGGACGUGCGUCUGGGGAUCACUCCGGCCCCGCUCCUCCCCGCCGGCGGGGGGAGAAGGGGGACAGGGGGCCGUCCCAUGCGGCUAUAAAGGGCCCUGGGCCUCCACAGUUCGCCUCGGCUCGCCCGGGCGUCCUCUGGCUCCGCUUUCGCCGCUUUCUUCCUGGCUAAAGCUCCCGCGGCCGCUCCGGUUCCACUCGACUCUCUCGAGCCUCGGCUACGCGGGCUGCGGCGGAAGAUGGCGGCUCCGGCAGGUCCCCCGGCUGAGACGGCUGGGGCCGAAUGCUCUGAGGAGGCGCUAGCCGCCGCUCUGGCGGACGUGCCCGAACUAGCCCGCCUUCUAGAGACAGACCCGUACCUGAAGCCCUACGCUCCGGACUUCCAGCGCAGGUAUAAGCGGUUUAACCAGACUUUGAACGACAUUGGAGAGAAUGAAGGUGGUAUUGAUAGGUUUUCCAGAGGUUAUGAAUCAUUUGGCGUCCACAGAUGCGCUGAUGGUGGUUUAUACUGCAAAGAAUGGGCCCCAGGAGCUGAAGGAGUUUUUCUUACUGGAGACUUCAAUGAUUGGAACCCAUUUUCAUACCCAUAUAAAAAACUGGAUUUUGGAAAAUGGGAGCUGUAUAUCCCACCAAAGCAAAAUAGAUCUGUCUUAGUACCUCAUGGAUCCAAACUAAAGCUUGUUAUCAGGAGUAAAAGUGGAGAAAUCUUGUACCGUAUUUCACCGUGGGCGAAGUAUGUGACUCGUGAAGGCAGUAAUGUGAACUAUGAUUGGAUACACUGGGAUCCAGAAUACUCGUAUAAAUUUAAACAUUCCAAACCAAAGAAGCCAAAAGGUCUACGAAUUUAUGAAUCUCACGUGGGAAUUUCUUCCUAUGAAGGAAAAAUAGCUUCUUAUAAACAUUUUACAUGCAAUGUACUACCAAGAAUCAAAGACCUUGGAUAUAAUUGUAUUCAGUUGAUGGCGAUCAUGGAACAUGCUUACUAUGCCAGUUUUGGUUACCAAAUCACAAGCUUCUUUGCAGCUUCAAGCCGUUAUGGAACUCCUGAAGAGCUGAAAGAACUGGUUGAUACAGCCCAUUCCAUGGGUAUUACAGUCCUCUUAGAUGUGGUACACAGCCAUGCCUCAAAAAAUUCAGAAGAUGGACUAAAUAUGUUUGAUGGGACUGAGUCCUGUUACUUUCAUUAUGGACCUAGAGGGACUCAUCUUCUAUGGGAUAGUCGGUUAUUUGCCUACGCCAGCUGGGAAGUUUUAAGAUUUCUUCUGUCAAACAUAAGAUGGUGGUUGGAAGAGUAUGGCUUUGAUGGAUUUCGUUUUGACGGUGUUACAUCAAUGCUCUAUCAUCACCAUGGAAUAGGUGAGAAUUUUUCAGGUGAUUACCAUGAGUAUUUUGGACUACAAGUAGAUGAAGAUGCUUUGACUUACAUCAUGUUGGCAAAUCAUUUGAUUCAUACACUGUAUCCAGAUUCUAUAACAAUAGCUGAGGAUGUAUCAGGAAUGCCAGCUCUGUGUUCUCCAAUUUCCCAGGGAGGGGGUGGUUUUGACUAUCGAUUGGCCAUGGCAAUUCCAGAUAAAUGGAUCCAGUUACUGAAAGAAUAUAAAGAUGAAGACUGGAACAUGGGCAAUAUAGUAUAUACACUCACAAACCGACGCUACCUUGAAAAGUGCAUUGCCUACGCAGAGAGCCAUGAUCAGGCACUUGUUGGGGAUAAGACAUUGGCAUUUUGGUUGAUGGAUGCUGAAAUGUAUACCAACAUGAGUGUUCUGACCCCAUUUACUCCCGUUAUUGAUCGUGGAAUACAGCUUCAUAAGAUGAUUCGACUCAUUACUCACGCACUCGGUGGAGAGGGGUAUCUCAAUUUCAUGGGUAAUGAAUUUGGGCAUCCUGAAUGGUUAGACUUCCCAAGAAAAGGAAAUAAUGAGAGCUACCAUUAUGCACGAAGGCAGUUUCAUUUAACUGAUGAUGACCUUCUUCGCUAUAAGUUCCUAAAUAACUUUGACAGGGAUAUGAAUAAAUUGGAAGAAAGAUGUGGCUGGCUUUCAGCUCCACAGGCCCAUGUGAGUGAAAAGCAUGAAGACAAUAAGAUCAUUGCUUUUGAGAGAGCUAGUCUUCUUUUCAUCUUCAACUUUCAUCCAAGCAAGAGCUAUACUGAUUACCGAGUUGGAACAACAUUGCCAGGAAAUUCCUUAAGAGCUGUACGUACAAAAUUGUGCUCGAUUCAGAUGCAGCAGAAUACGGAGGACACAAGAGACUGGACCACAAUACCGAAUUCUUCUCUGAACCUUUUGAACAUAAUAACUGUCCCUGUUCUCUUUUGGUGUACAUUCCAAACCGAGUGGCCCUCAUCCUUCGCAAUGUGGACCUGCCCAACUGAAGAGAUGUGAUUUCAGCUCCCACAGAGGAAGACCUGCGCUUUGUUUUCCCACGCUCACCGUCCCUCAACUUGUAAUGUGUAAGCUUUUCAAAAUAUAUGUGUCUAGCCGAAAUGUCCGAUGUCUGAAAUUCAGUAUUGGUUUAUGAAAAUGAAUGUCAAACUUUAUUCUUUAAAGAGUAGAAGGGGACAUAUUUUUGAAAUUUUAGCGAUCCUAGACUACAUUGUCCAGCCAUCUGAACAGCUAGGAUCCUUGAAGUGUUGUAUAUCAUGUCUUUAAAGACUUUUGCCUUACAGCCCAAUUAUUUAAUCCUUUUAAGUUCAAAUUUGAAUCAUGUAUCCAUGUUUGAUUAUUUCUGUUGAAUGUAUACAGUAUUUUUUUCUAAGGCAAAUAUUUGGUGACUUUAUUUGUUCUGAUAUCUCUUGGUCUAAAUUACAAGACACUAGAGAUUGUUACUUUCCUUUUUCAAAGUGUGUUUAGAAAUACUGUAAUAAACACAUAAUAAUAAUAUAAAACAAAGAAUUGUGUCAAAUAUAAAAGUUGUUGCCUAUGAACCAUCCAUGCCUUAUUUUGCAUAAAUUUUAUCUUGCGGUCUCUAUUCAUUUAAUAUCUUGGUAGAUGCUAGUAUCUUCAUUUCUGAAGGCUUGACCUGGUAAUUGUAACAUUUCAGAAAACAUCUUUUACUUUCAACCAAUAAAAAAAAUAUCGCACAGUU
Molecule: messenger RNA, 3099 nt
Organism: Bubalus bubalis (water buffalo)
Lineage: Eukaryota; Metazoa; Chordata; Mammalia; Artiodactyla; Bovidae
Gene: GBE1
Product: 1,4-alpha-glucan branching enzyme 1
Exons: 16
Coding region: 252-2396 (714 amino acids)
Biological process (GO): glycogen biosynthetic process
Cellular component (GO): cytoplasm
Molecular function (GO): 1,4-alpha-glucan branching enzyme activity; cation binding; hydrolase activity, hydrolyzing O-glycosyl compounds
Source: RefSeq, a predicted model, not a curated record